Nasonia vitripennis (jewel wasp) is the source of this 1303-nucleotide messenger RNA. Its product is annotated as farnesol dehydrogenase-like. Bases 309 to 1052 code for a protein of 247 amino acids. Lineage: Eukaryota; Metazoa; Arthropoda; Insecta; Hymenoptera; Pteromalidae. The transcript is spliced from 5 exons. The record is from RefSeq and is a predicted model, not a curated record.
UUUACAAAAGUGACUCGACGCUUGUUUUAUUCAAGGUCAAUUCCGAUACACGUAUAGCAUACGAGGUUAGUGAUAAAAUUGCCGUCAGUUCAUUGUCGACCAGCGUGAAGUGACGAAGAUCUGUAAGAAUUAGAAGAAGAAGAAGGCUAGCCUUGUUUUGUAUUUGAUUGUGCAUUUAACUCUGCAAUAUAAACGUACAGUCGCAACAGCCUUUUGCUCGUGAACCAAUAAACGAUUAAGAACGAUAUCUUAAUUAUUGAACAGAUAGACUAGUGACUUGGCGUAGAUAAAUUAAAGAAAUAAGGAAAAUGGAGCGAUGGGCAGGAAAAGUGGCUGUUAUAACUGGAGCAUCGUCUGGAAUUGGUUUGGUGACUGCCCAAGCCUUUGUUCGCAAAGGUUUGAUAGUAGUUGGUCUCGCCCGGAGAAAAACGGCGAUGGAGAAUGGCAUGAAAGGCAUCCAAGGACCAGGAAAGUUUCACGCAAAGGAAUGUGAUUUAUCAUCCGAAGAGAAUAUUGACAGUGUUUUCGAGUGGAUAAAAAAAAAUUUAGGAACCGCUCACAUUUUGAUAAACAAUGCUGGAGUUAUGAAAGAAAGCUCUAUAGCUGAUGCCAGUACUAAAGAAAUGCAAUUCAUUAUUAAUGUCAACGUUGUGGGUGCCCUCAUUUGCGCUAAACGAGCUAUGCAACUGAUGAAAGAGAACGGUGCGGAAGGUCACAUCGUUAAUAUAAACAGCGUUGUAGGUCUGAAUACAACAACGGUACCGGGCAGACACUUUAACGUUUAUUCUCCGACGAAGUACGCUCUCAGAUCAUUGUCGGAAACUCUUGCUCAUGAGCUAAACAAUACUAAAAUUCGUGUAAGCAACAUCAGCCCAGGAGUUGUGAAAACUGAACUUUUAGAAAUGGCAAACAUGGAUACAGCUUUUCUAGACGUGGUUCCAGUGUUAAAGCCAGAAGAUAUCGCUGAUGCAGUAAUGUACGCAGUUGGAGCGCCGCAUCACGUUCGAAUAUGCGAAGUCACGAUCAAACCAACGAAUGAUGCAUUUAGUUAAUUCAAUGUAACAGGAACAUGCGGAUUUUAAUAUAAAAUUGGGGUAUAAUAAUAAUUACUUUGAAUGUCAUUAUCAUAGAUGUAUCUAGUAAUAGUUGGAGAUUAACUUCUCAUUUUUUAUAAAAUUGUGUUACACUAUCAAAAAUCAAUGUCGGCGUCGGACCAUUAGAGUUUUUAUUCGGUAAAUAUAGUUGUUGAGAUAGAUUGAGAUACGUAGAGAUUCAAACAAAGGAUAAUGAUUUUAUAUCAAAA